UCCGGCAAGUUCUAGUCAGUCUAUCUUUAGCUUUUGACUGAAUCAGUAUAUUUUUUGAAUAGAGCUAUGGAUUUCUUUUACCAGCUCGACAAAGAGUUCCUUUUAAACGAAGAGGCGUUCCCGAGUACCCCAUACGAUCCAAUUUAUCAAAUCGACCGAUGGCACAAGUUCAUGCCGCACCUCCGCUUCAGGAACGGCGUACGCUUGAAGAAGAAAAGUCUCUCCAAACGACUGGCAGUCGUUCUCGAAGAUAACUCUUGUGCAGAUUUCCAGGUUGAGGUGGCCGGCACAAAGUUCAAGUGCUAUCUCCUGGCCUUGCGUUUAUUCUGUCGCAUGUUCCGCGACAACUCGUUCAGCCCCGGGGACUGCAUUAAGUUCUCCGAUGAGCUGAUAAGCCCCGAUUGCUUCGCGGUCGCCUAUGCCUGGAUGACCCAGGACGAGAUCUACUGCAAGAGCGAUAUGAUUCUGGAUCUGCUUCAGGCCGCAAAGUUUCUCAUUUGCCCGGAGCUGAGUCGCAGCAUUUACGAUUGUCUGAACGAUCAUAACAACUACAGCGAACUGGAGGCUUUUGAUUGUUACGGCCUGGCCAUGAAGCGAGGAAUGACUCAGGUGGCGGAACUGAUGCUGCUACGGGUCGGCAAGUGCUUCCUGAUCCUUGUGGGAACUUUGGACUUUCUCGAACUUAGUGUGGAUCAUUGCAGACUUCUGCUGGGCUCUAACUUUUUGGCUGUGCAGUCUGAAAUAGAGACCUUCUAUGCCGCUCUCAUUUGGAUAUAUUACAAUUAUGAAGAACGCAAACAGUACAUCGGACGUGUCCUAGAAAGCGUCAGAUUCACUUGGCUGCCGCCUCUAUUUCUUCUCUUUUGGUCGGAUUAUCUCCGGGAUUUGGAUCAAGAUCUGGCAGAUCAGCUGUGCGCCUGCCUGGACACAGCCAUGGCCCUUCAGCAGUGCGAGGUCCUUACUCCGUCCAUUGGCCACGAGGAGAGCGUUGGCAGCCGUGUCUGGAUCCGGGACCCCCGUUGUCGUUACUUAAAACACUUGAAACUGGGAUACCCCAACAGCAUAAGCGUCGAAAUAUUCGUCGAGUACGUCCGUUCGAUUCAGGCGGAGCCCAAUAAGUUCCGUGCCCGCUUGGAGAAUGCCGAAAAGCCGUCGUGGCGUACUCCUGAUGUCAUGCCAAAGAACGAGAACUUCGAUAUUGAAAAGAUUAAAAAGGAUAAGGCAUCUGUCGAUCUUUUGGUUGAAAAAAGAUUCUCAGGAAUUUUUAAAAAGAAAAUACCGAAAGCUGUGGUGGGAUCACCCACAACAAGUACUUCGGUUAGCGAGACUGAGAUGAGUACUUCAGAUACCACUCUUAAUAAGUUUAUGCCGGCGGAAUUCUCGUCAUUGGAUGAUGUCGAAGGGCGCUUAUGGCCAAACAUCGUAAAACAACAUAGAACAGAAAAUCUUUAUAGUUAUGAACGUCCUGAAGGAUACCAACACUUACCCAACAGAAAACCCAUCACAAAGAAAAAUAAACCUAUCAUGAAACCUAGCCAAAAAAUACAAAACCAAAAUAUUCCACCAAAAACGUAAAUUACACCAGGAUUUUUCACUUUUUUAGACAUACACAUCCCAAACACACCUUCCCUUUUUCCACGUUGAUAAAAUUUUUUGUGUAACUCUGUUAUAAAGAAUAUAAU
This is a messenger RNA of Drosophila ananassae, 1682 nucleotides long. RefSeq lists its product as uncharacterized. The transcript is spliced from 2 exons. Bases 67 to 1575 code for a protein of 502 amino acids. The record is from RefSeq and is a predicted model, not a curated record. NCBI's taxonomy places the organism in Eukaryota, Metazoa, Arthropoda, Insecta, Diptera, Drosophilidae.